Molecule: messenger RNA, 1044 nt
Organism: Branchiostoma belcheri (Belcher's lancelet)
Lineage: Eukaryota; Metazoa; Chordata; Leptocardii; Amphioxiformes; Branchiostomatidae
Exons: 2
Coding region: 1-1044 (347 amino acids)
Cellular component (GO): endomembrane system
Molecular function (GO): signaling receptor binding
Source: RefSeq, a predicted model, not a curated record
AUGGCCGGUGACCAUGAUCAGGCAGGGCAGGGUAAGUUUCAGGCUAUCACUGAAUCCAAAACAAACACCACAGCUACUGUAAUGGUCAGUGGUCAUGAUCAGGCAGGGCAGGGUAAGUUUCAGGCUAACCCUGAAUCCAACACAAACACCACAGCUACUGUAAUGGUCAGUGGUCAUGAUCAGGCAGGGGAGGGUAAGUUUCAAGCUAACCCUGAAUCCAACACAAACACCACAGCUACUGUAAAGGUCAGUGGUCAUGAUCAGGCAGGGCAUGGUAAGUUUCAGGCUAACCCUGAAUCCAACACAAACACCACAGCUACUGUAAUGGUCAGUGGUCGUGAUCAGGCAGGGCAGGGUAAGUUUCCGGCUAACCCUGAAUCCAACACAGACACCACAGCUACUGUAAUGGUCAGUGAUGAUAAUUAUCAGUAUGAAGAUAUUGAUAAACCACGUGUUAGAACAGGGCAGGGGCAGUCCCAGGGUAUAGCUGCAUCCGCGACAAACACAACAGAUACUGUAAGCGCCAGUGAUAAUGAUCACCAGUAUGAAGAUAUUGACAAACCACGUGUUAAGACAGGGCAGGGUCAGUCUCAGGCCAACACUGAAUCCAACAUAAACAUCAUUGCUACUGCAAUGACAACUGUUCAUGGUCAGACAGGGCAGGGUCAGUUUCCAGCUAAUAUUGAAUCCAGCACAAACACCAAACCCUUUGGAAUAACCACUGGUCAUGACCAGACGGGACGAGGCCAGUCCCAGGCCGUGACUGAAUCUCUGUACAAAACAGCAACUGUAAUGACCAGUGGUAAGGAUGAGACAGGGCAGGGUCAGUCUCAGGCCAUCAGUGAAUCCAACACGAACGACAUAGCCACUUGCCCUGAUAAUAUAGGGCAGGGCCAAUCUCAGGCUAACGCUCAAAAUCCCGCACUCGGAAAUUUGUCACGUAAAGAAGUGCUAGCUGCCUUACAGCCAAACCCUAUGUAUGAAGAUGUACAUACACCAACAAAGGACGAAGCUUCUACAGAAAUGGCUAGUGGUCAUGAUUAG